UUCUGUUGCCGAGGCAACACUUCCGCUACGGGGAAGGUGACGCACGUGACUUCCGGCGGGCCGGGCCGUCCCGGUCAUGGCGGCGGCGGCGGCGGCGGCGGCGAAGGAGGAGAAGGACAAGGACAAGGACGAGGACAACGACGUGGAUGCGGCGGCGACCGAGGGCCGGGUGCGGGCUUGGGCGGCGGCGCAGGCGGCCCGCGGGCGGCGCGUGGCGCUGGUGACGUCGGGCGGGACGCAGGUGCCGCUGGAGGCGCGCGCCGUGCGCUUCCUGGAGAACUUCAGCAGCGGCCGGCGCGGGGCCGCCUCGGCCGAGCGGCUCGUGCGGGCGGGCUACGGCGUGUGCUUCCUGCACCGCGCCCGCUCCGCCUUCCCCUGGGCCCGCGCCCUGCCGCCGCACGGGCCCGCGCUGCUCGACGCGCUCCGCCUCACCCCGGGGCCGCCGCCCGGCGUGGCCGCCGCCCCCGCCGCGCUGCCCGCGCUGCUGCCCGCGCUCCGCGAGUACCAACGCGCCACCGAGGCGGGCGCGCUGCUCGCCAUCGAGUUCACCGGGCUCGUGGAGUACCUGGCGCUGCUGCGCGCCGCCGCCCGAGCCCUGGCGCCCCUCGGCUCCAGUGUCAUGUUCUACCUGGCGGCCGCCGUGUCGGAUUUCUACAUCCCGGUCUCCGAGAUGCCGGAGCACAAGAUCCAGUCCUCGGAGGGGCCCUUGCAGAUCACAAUGAAGAUGGUGCCAAAAAUGCUGUCACCCCUGGUCAGAGAGUGGGCCCCUGAGGCCUUUGUGAUUUCCUUCAAACUGGAGACAGAUCCCCAGAUCCUCCUGGAUAAAUCUCGGCAGGCUCUGGAGAAAUACCGGCACCAGGUGGUGGUGGCCAACGUGCUGGAAUCCCGGAGAACCUCCGUCAUCAUCGUCACCAGGGACUCGCAGACUCCCUUAUCCCUGUCCGACGAGGAAAUCGCACGAGGCGUGGAAAUAGAGGAGAAGAUUGUGAGUUACCUCCAGGGCCAGCACACGGCCUUUAUAGAGAGAAAAGGCUGAGGGGCAGCUCGGAGGAAGAAAGGGAAUGGUGCUGCAGAGGGAGUGGGACUGGAGCAAUCCCCACGGAGCGCUCAGCGCGGCCGUCCAGCGCUCCGUCACCUCUGUGCAGCUCGGCCGCGGCUGCUGCGGCUUCGUCAAAGAGAAACACACAAAGGGAAACCAUCCCAGAAACACACAAAGGGAAACCAUCCCAGAGGAUCUUUGUCCUGGUGUCCAAAGGAGGAAGGAAGCUUGUUUCUGUCCCGUGGGCUGGGAGAACUGGGAGGACGAGAAAUGGUGAAGGUCUCUGUAUAUAAAGAAUUUCUUGAAUCUC
Molecule: messenger RNA, 1349 nt
Organism: Vidua macroura (Pin-tailed whydah)
Lineage: Eukaryota; Metazoa; Chordata; Aves; Passeriformes; Viduidae
Gene: PPCS
Product: phosphopantothenoylcysteine synthetase
Exons: 3
Coding region: 77-1036 (319 amino acids)
Biological process (GO): coenzyme A biosynthetic process
Cellular component (GO): nucleus; cytoplasm
Molecular function (GO): phosphopantothenate--cysteine ligase activity
Source: RefSeq, a predicted model, not a curated record